CAGUCACGAAAUUAGUGUUGUCUUAGGCAUAUUUCCUCGGAACGGUGCAAUGGAGACAACGUAGUUUGGACAAGAUUGUGAUACAUUCGGAUACACCAUUUGUGUGUGAUAUGUAGCAGCAGUGGAGAGAAGAAACCGAGUCCCAGUGACCACAAAGUAACUCUCAUCAGCCAUUAACAUAUUUUGACCAGUCAGUGAUAUCAGUUAAUAUGAAACUUCAGCCACUUUUGUUUGAUACUAUGUAUACCCCACCAGGACUAUCCAUGCCAUCAUGGGGUCGGUGGUCACGACCAGUUUCAUCAGUUCCCAUUUCCCGACAACCCUAUGAAAGACUCCGGGAAUACACAGUGCCACAGUCUUCACAGGAAAUUCCUGCUGAUUUCUGGGAGCCCGUGGUUCCUAAUUCUACCUCAGAUUCUUCUCGGUCAAGAAUUGAUGACCAAAGAACGAGAUCAGAACAGUCAGUACCGAUUAGAAUUCAGCAUGUAAGGACAGGACGGUCAGCAAUGUAUGGGAUGUAUGAUGAUCGUGUUUGUGAUUACAAUCAAACCUCUGAUUAUGAUGCUUACAGUUGGGACCAAAGUGAAAGAGAUUCACAAAUCAGUUCACUUAGUGAUGACAGAACUAAUUUAAACAGCAAUGCAAAUGGAGCAAGAUUCAAAACAAAUGAAUAUUCAAGAGGUGUAAGGUCAAGUGAUGAAUAUUCAAGAGGGACAAGGUCAGGUGAUGAAUAUUCAAGAGGUGAAAGGUCAAGUGAUGAAUAUUCAAGAGGUGCAAGGUCAAAUGAUGAAUAUGCAAGAUGCACAAGGUCAAAUGGUGACAGAGAAAGAAAUCAUAGGACUAGAUCGAAUUUGUACACCAGAGUGUCAGGUCCACAGUCUAGGACAUCAGACAAUAAUAUGACAAUAGAUCUUGAUGUAAGACCGGAGAGAUCGCGAGAAGAUCUCGUAUGUACAGGUGUUGAAAGACCAGGCAAGUCCAAGAAAUAUGAUUACGAAGAUAUUGAUGCACAGAUAGCUGCUUCUUAUGGUUAUGACAUGGGAUCUAAAGAUGAGCCAGAUGUCGGACUCAAGGUCGACUUACCCACUGAUACACCUAUCCUGUCUAAACUAAGGACACUGAAAUCGUCCAACAUGUACGUCAUUCUGGAUAAUGACGAGGAGGAAGAAGUGAAGACUUACAAAAAAACAAAUCCAUCCCUGAAUGGAAAUGAUAAUCUUCCAGGGAUUCUAAAUUCUAGAGGUGAAUUUUACGAUUUGUGUGAUAGAUCAAGUGACGAGUCUUGCGAUUGUCAAGAACUAGUUGUCAAUCUACCCCCUCCCAAGGUCAAGCCUAUGACCUCUACAGAAAAACCUGUUAUAACACCAACAGAAAAACCUGCUGCCAAGACAACUACCGAUUAUCGGAAUAUAUCUGACCCGCCCAGUUACCCUGCCUACAAUAUUAUCAGAAAAGUCAUCAGCAAAUUUGGAGGUGUUGUAGACUACAUUCGAGGCGACGGAAAUUGUUUCUUUCGUGCUCUCAGCAAAGUCGUUUAUGGAGAUGAAAGUUGUCAUGGUGAAGUGAGACAGGCUAUGGUGGACAUCAUGGAAAAAUUCCCCAAAGAUUUUGAACAAUUUAUUGACAAUCCAUCCAUACAAGAUCACUUCAAGGAAAUGAGGAAGGAUGGUGUUUGGGCUACACAAGCUGAAAUAUACGGAGCUGCCUCGUUUCUCCAGCGCGACAUCUAUGUUCUUUCCCCUGAUCACACCGGAGAUGAAUACCGUUGGCUACUGUUCUCACCACGCCUUAAAUGCUCCAAAGCUGACACCUACCACACAUGUCAUGUGACUCUUUGUCACACCAAUGGUAACCAUUAUGACAGGAUUGCUCCAGCAACAGGUGAUUGUAAUUGUGGAGUGCCAUUGCCAAUGUUGAAUGGUUCAAACUUACAAGUGGACCUUACUGCAGAAACAGAUGAAGUUGUGUAAUGGUGUCAUUCUUAGUACUGGAAAGAAAACAUUUGUCUUCUCCGUCAGGAAGAGCGGUCUGUUCUAGCUAUUCGGUUCAGCAGAUGAGCCUGUAGGAUCAGUAUGGUAGAUAACAUAUAAUUACUCUUUCGUCUACUGCAGGUACAAGUGUCUUCUGUUACAUGUUUAUCUUAGGUCAUGCAUGACGCAAAAGAAUGAUAACAACAGGUUUAACUUUGAACUUUAGGUGAUUACAUCUGAUUCAGUUAAAUGUUUUUAAAAUUUAGCCAUUGUUCUUUUUUUAUUUUUUUUUUAACCAUAGAUAAUUUUUGCUAAAAAUGCAGUUCUUACAGUUUAGAAGCUGCAUACAUGGGCUUGCAUAGUUAUUUAAAAAAAAAAAAAGAGGAAAAGUUGCUUUAUUUAAACAAAAAAUUAAAAACACAAUAACUUGCUUCUUUCAGAUAUUUAAGCCUAUUUAAGAUAUAUAUAACUGGCUGAUUCUCAACCAUACCUCCCUAUUUUAACUCCUGUUGGCAGAAUUUAAUUUUUUGAAUAAGAAUUUUUUGAUUUUACAACUACUUUAGAAUUAUUUAAUUUAUUUAAUUGGUUGCUGUUCUGAGUUGUUUCUUGUUUGAUCCUAUUCUGCAUUGUUUUGAGAACAAGAGGAUAACAUUAAAUGAAUGUAUAUAAUUAUCAUAAAAAAAAAUGAA
Messenger RNA from Ylistrum balloti, 2659 nucleotides. RefSeq lists its product as uncharacterized. Gene Ontology annotation, biological process: protein deubiquitination. The transcript is spliced from 2 exons. Bases 210 to 1970 code for a protein of 586 amino acids. Lineage: Eukaryota; Metazoa; Mollusca; Bivalvia; Pectinida; Pectinidae. The record is from RefSeq and is a predicted model, not a curated record. Gene Ontology annotation, molecular function: cysteine-type deubiquitinase activity.